Molecule: messenger RNA, 822 nt
Organism: Prunus armeniaca (apricot)
Lineage: Eukaryota; Viridiplantae; Streptophyta; Magnoliopsida; Rosales; Rosaceae
Source: the annotation of a GenBank genome assembly
AUGGAAAAACCCUCUUGGGUUCCUACUUUGGUGGCGCAGGCAUGUUUGUGCUUUAGUCUGUACCUUGCUUUUCAACUGGGUCAGCCUCAGAAGCCUAUGUACCAUGGUACAAGUGGGACGAGACCCCUUGAUCUUUACUUUAUCAGCGUUGGAGGGGGCUUCAGACCUCUCAAUCAACAGACCCAUCUUCUCAAACAGAUGGAAAAGGUGAUAAAGAAGUACAAGGCAAAGUUCGUGGUGGACAUUAGUGAUCUUGGGAAAGAUGAUCCGCUCAUGCAGAAUGGUACCCUGCUUUUCUCAUCACUGAAACUUCCCUGGUACACCACUAGAGUUUCAGAAAGAGAUGGAGGAGGCUACUUCCAAAAGAAGAUCAAUUUACCUUACGAGAAAACCUUAGAUGUCAUUGUGGUGGAUACUGGAUUGUUACAGGGCACCGGAUCAUUAGGUGGGUUCGGAAACAAUCAGUUACAUUGGCUGAAAGGGACACUAGAAGCAACCAGUAGUAACUGGCGCAUAGUCGUUGGAUUCCACCCAUUGGCUAUUUGUGAAGAUGGUGAGGGGGGAAUGGGAGCAAAGAGAGUUUUUGAGCCUCUACAACUUAUUUUUAUGAAAUUUGAAGUGAAUGCAUACUUAAGUGCGCAGGGUUGCGCUAGCAGUGUCCGACGACGCAGCCUGAGCUACCUUGGGAACCCGGGCCAAAUGGAGGAUGGGUUUCUUCUUCAUAGAGUCAGCACACUAGAGAUUGUAACCUACUUUGUUAGCUCAGGUGGGGAAGUUGUGCAUAAAUCUGUACUCCAUCAGAGGGGUAAGGAGAUCAUGUAA